Cynocephalus volans (Philippine flying lemur) is the source of this 1143-nucleotide messenger RNA. RefSeq names its product SAM and SH3 domain containing 3 (gene SASH3). Gene Ontology annotation, cellular component: nucleus; cytoplasm. Lineage: Eukaryota; Metazoa; Chordata; Mammalia; Dermoptera; Cynocephalidae. The record is from RefSeq and is a predicted model, not a curated record. The transcript is spliced from 8 exons. The coding region runs from base 1 to 1143 and encodes 380 amino acids. Gene Ontology annotation, molecular function: protein binding. Gene Ontology annotation, biological process: positive regulation of B cell proliferation; positive regulation of immunoglobulin production; positive regulation of adaptive immune response.
AUGCUGCGCCGCAAGCCCUCCAACGCCAGUGAGAAGGAGCCCACUCAGAAGAAAAAGCUCUCCCUUCAGCGCUCCAGCAGCUUCAAGGAUUUUGCCAAAUCCAAACCCAGCUCCCCUGUGGUGAGCGAGAAGGAAUUUAAUCUGGAUGAUAACAUUCCAGAAGAUGACUCAGGUAUCCCUACCCCAGAGGAUGCUGGAAAGAGUGGCAAAAAGCUGGGGAAGAAGUGGAGGGCAGUGAUUUCCCGAACCAUGAACAGGAAGAUGGGCAAGAUGAUGGUGAAGGCCUUGUCAGAGGAGAUGGGAGACACUCUGGAGGAGGGCUUAGCCUCCCCAACGUCCCCAGAAGGCAGCCUGGACAGCCCCGGCCCUGAGAAGACGGUGCUAGCCUUUUCAGAGCAGGAAGAGCGGGAACACUUGGCGCUCAGCCGCCAGGCCUCGACGGGCAGUGAGCUCUGCAGCCCCAGCCCAGGCUCUGGCAGCUUCGGGGAGGAACCACCUGCCCCCCAGUACACAGGGCCCUUCUGUGGCCGGGCACGAGUCCAUACCGACUUCACUCCCAGCCCCUAUGACCACGACUCGCUGAAACUGCAGAAAGGAGAUAUGAUCCAGAUCAUUGAAAAGCCACCCGUGGGCACGUGGCUGGGCCUGCUAAAUGGCAAGCUGGGCUCUUUCAAAUUCAUCUAUGUGGAUGUGCUGCCUGAGGAGGCUGUGGGGCCUGCCCGCCCCAGCCGCCGACAGAGCAAGGGCAAGAGGCCCAAGCCUAAGACUCUGCACGAGCUGCUGGAGCGCAUCGGCUUGGAGGAGCAUACGUCCACCCUGUUGCUCAAUGGCUACCAGACACUGGAGGACUUCAAAGAGCUGCGGGAAACACACCUCAAUGAGCUGAACAUCAUGGACCCACAGCACCGGGCCAAGCUGCUCACAGCUGCUGAGCUGCUGCUGGACUAUGACACUGGCAGUGAGGAGGCAGAAGAGGGUGCCGAGAGCAGCCAGGAGCCAAUGGCACACACAAUGUCAGAGCCCAAGGUGGACAUCCCACGCGACUCCGGCUGCUUUGAGGGCUCGGAAAGCGGGCGCGAUGAGGUGGAGCUGGCGGGCACCGAGGAGCAGCUGCAGGGCCUCUCCCUGGCCGGGGCACCUUGA